AUGAAAGCUCAUCCCGAGGAAGCAGCCCAUUACGAUAGCGAUGACUUUGAAACGGCCGACGAAUGGAGUGUCAGCUCGAACGAUGACGACCAAGACAAGCAACCUUCGAAUGGCGUGGUGGACAACGUGCCUGUGAUCAAUGCCUUGAAGGAAUGGCGCCAAUGCAAGAAACGGGGACCGCCUUCAUUCUCCAAUGCCAGUUUGCAAGCCUUCAAGACCUUCUUCAAGAGCAAGGAACACGAAGCAAAACAAACAGCUGAUGCUCUUUGGCGUCAUGAUUAUCAUCCAUCCAUGGGCGUAGUGGCGUUCCUGGCUAAAGCGAAUCCUUUCCAUCGAAUGGUAUUGCGUUGCUAUUUUGAAAAGUUUGAGUUUACUGAUCAACGACUGGAUACUGCUUUCAGGCAAAUGUGCAGCAAACUCCACCUCGUAGCCAGGCCCAGUGAAUUGGAUCGGAUCAUGUACGCAUUCAGUAAUCGAUAUUGGGCAUGUAACCUUCACGAAUUAUAUGGCAAUGCAGACAUUGUUUAUAUCGUUACAUGCUCCUUGGCGCAGCUCUCAAUACCAGACAUGGUAGCACCACUCAGCAGCUAUUGUCGAGAAACGAUGGCACAAGUGAAACCUAUGGAAUCAGGUGCUCAGAUAUCUAUUUUGGCUUGUGGCAGUAUUGAAUCUUGGCAUGCCCGUAUGAAGAGUCGACUCGAGGAACUAUACUUGUCGGUGAAACACAGCCCCAUUAUCUUUGCUGGUCCAGAUGACCCAAACGCUUUGGGCAAUACCAUAUCCGCCAGAAGAGGCAAGUGCAUGGAUGAAAAAAAUACAUUGGAGAUGCGUUCAUUAGGACCAUACGAUUUCAACAAGGGAUCUGGUUUACAAAAGAGAUUAUCAACGAGCUGGACCAGUAUACGAAGGAAGGAUAUGCACCGUGAGAAAAAUGGACCAACAAAACAAGGACCACUUGCAUGCAAGAAGAAUGACGAUGAUGAAGGGUGGAAACCUUGCUGGGUGAUACUCGACCGCGGGUCACUGGUCAUAUAUAUCCACUCUGUGCAUCCUCAACAAUCGAGGCGCGUGCUCAACAAUCACCAUCUUUCGGAAACUGGAGAUUAUCUUCACGAGAAAGGAAAUCUGUCAUCCAAUCCUUAUCUCCACAGUCGCUUUUACUUGGGCCAUGCACUAGCAUCGUUGGUUGAUGGACCGGUAUUCUCUCUCACGCUCGCCAAUCAGCAUCAUCCAUCCUAUCAUUUUGAUUGUGGGACUGAAGAAAAUGCUUUGGAUUGGAUUCAUCAUUGCAAUCACUGGGCUGCUCGUGAGAGUAAAAUACCUCCAAACUUGGAAAUCUCGUGUGAUUUACAUGUUGCCUUCAGCCCACCUCCACCACCAGCAGGCGCCAGUUUGUAUGAUACGCUUCAUCAGCAUGCGGCUAUAAAGGAUCAUCUUGUAUGGCUAUGUUCAGUAUACGAUCAACACCUCGAUAUCCAUUCAUCUCUACCUGAAGAUGAUCUCAUUCACAACAAUUGGCUCAUCAAGAAGGACUAUCUCGCUCAUGAAAUCAAAAAGUACACCGCCUACGAGCAUAGCUUGGAGAGCACAUCAAGCCAAUACAGCUUAUCGACCAACGGGAAAUGCGCAUCAACCACAUCAUCACAGACGACCAAUGAAAUCAUUCAACUGUCAAACGCUGGGAAACGAGAUCCACGGCUACGCACGUGA
Messenger RNA from Lichtheimia ornata, 1710 nucleotides. RefSeq lists its product as uncharacterized. Gene Ontology annotation, molecular function: guanyl-nucleotide exchange factor activity. The transcript is spliced from 8 exons. Gene Ontology annotation, biological process: regulation of ARF protein signal transduction. Bases 1 to 1710 code for a protein of 569 amino acids. The record is from RefSeq and is a predicted model, not a curated record. NCBI's taxonomy places the organism in Eukaryota, Fungi, Mucoromycota, Mucoromycetes, Mucorales, Lichtheimiaceae.